Messenger RNA from Cydia amplana, 1427 nucleotides. Its product is annotated as BSD domain-containing protein 1-like. Gene Ontology annotation, cellular component: cytoplasm. The coding region runs from base 186 to 1391 and encodes 401 amino acids. The transcript is spliced from 9 exons. NCBI's taxonomy places the organism in Eukaryota, Metazoa, Arthropoda, Insecta, Lepidoptera, Tortricidae. The record is from RefSeq and is a predicted model, not a curated record.
AAAUCUGGCUGUCAGCGCCACACUACUUUUUAACUCAGAAAAAAAAAGUUGUCUUAUGUCAACGCAAACAAAACUAUGUCAAAUUUGUUGUAAAUUUCGUGUAACAAAACAUACAAAAUCAGACCAAAUUUAAUGUGCAGAAACCCAUGUGCCCCUUUUAUUUUCAUUUUAAGUGAACCUGCUUCAUGAUGGCUGAAAAGUCUCCUGAUGUGCAGGCGAGUGAGCCCAGUACUCCACAAGUGGAACAGCCGUCUGGCAACUGGUGGCACUCUUGGAUCACUUCGGCUAAGACCAAGUCAGCGGAGGUAUACUCUAUGGUCAAAAAGGACCUGGACGAGAUUGGCUCCGCAGUGAAGAGUGAAGCAAGCCAUGUGUUCAGCACAACGUCUUCGGCACUCGGGAAGACGCUGAAGCUGGAUGAGCCAGAGUCACCAGCAAAUGUGAUGAAGAAAAGUCUCAGCACUUUUAUUGGACAAGUGAGCACAGUCCUCAACCCUGAACCAGAUGACGAAGAUGACACGGAGGUCAUCUUGUCUUCUGGAGACACCACUAUGCUGUCCACAUACAAGAAAGAGCUAGAAGCCCUCCAACGCGUAGACGCGACAUACCUCGUCCCAGCUUCGAGCCCUGAGCUCGAGGCAUGGCGUGCCUCCCUCGAGCUGGGCUCGGAGCUGAUCUCGCCCGGCUCGGCCGCCAAACGCCUCGCCGCCAGCCCGCUGCUGCGCUCGAUGUAUGACAAGCUUGUGCCUGAUGCCGUCACUCAUGAAGAUUUUUGGGAGAGGUACCUGUUCCGUGUAGCGUUGCUGCAGGACCGCUUGGCGGCCGCCGCGCGUAAGCUGCCGGCUACAGAUACUGACCCUGUACUGGCGCAUUUACCCCGACAACAAACCGAGCCUAUACAACAGAGCCCCAAGAAAGUACUAUCCGGUGUCGAAACUGAAGUAGAGGAUGAACCGAGCGAGCAGAGCGAGUCGACCGAGCCAUUGGUACUGGCUGACACUGUGACUUGGGAGGACGAAGACUUCGCGAAUGACGUGGAACUGACCGAAGAACAACAAACGCUACUUCUAGAAGAAUACGAGAAGGAAAUAUCCAGCAAGAAGACAAAACAGACAUCAUCCCGCGACUUAGCCAACAACAACAUCAAAAACAACAAGAAAAACACUGGCAACACUAAACAGGAAAAUAAGAAUGGCGUCAAAAAAGGUAAAUCUGACGACACUGGCAGCACUAAACAGAAAAAUAAAAAUGGCGUCAAAAAAGGUAAAUCUGACGUUUGUGGAAACGAUUUGGUGGAAGACUAUUUUGGGGAAAAAGAGGUGAAAGAUGAUGCCAGCGCCAAUUCGGAUGAGAGUUGGGAGAAAUUUGACAUAGACGAAGAUAAAGCUUAAUCCGGCCAUAGAGUAGAAUAAAUCAUCUUAUGAGAG